CCGAGGCCGGCGAUCGGGCGUGCGGGAUCCGGGCACCGAUCGGCCGAGAGCGAGGAGCGCGGCAUGGAGCGUCAGGCGCCCCGUGUCUUCUUCGCCCUACUGUGGGGCUGCCUGCUGGGCGCCGCCACGGCGCAGGGCAAGGAAGUUGUACUGUUGGACUUCGCUGCAGCUAACGGGGAACUCGGCUGGCUCACACACCCAUAUGGCAAAGGGUGGGACCUGAUGCAGAACAUCAUGGACAAUACACCCAUCUAUAUGUACUCCGUGUGCAACGUGGUGGCUGGCGACCAGGACAACUGGCUCCGUACCAACUGGGUGUACCGCGGCGAGGCCAAGCGCAUCUUCAUCGAGCUCAAGUUCACGGUGCGCGACUGCAACAGCUUCCCCGGGGGCGCCAGCUCCUGCAAAGAGACCUUCAACCUCUACUACGCGGAAUCGGAUGUGGACUAUGGCACCAACUUCCAAAAACGCCAGUUCCACAAGAUCGACACCAUUGCCCCCGAUGAGAUCACCGUCAGCAGCGACUUCGAGGCGCGCAACGUAAAGCUGAAUGUGGAGGAGCGCUCCGUGGGGCCGCUCUCCCAGAAGGGUUUCUACCUGGCCUUUCAGGACAUUGGGGCCUGCGUAGCACUGCUCUCUGUUCGCGUCUACUACAAGAAGUGCCCCGAGCUGCUGCAGGGCCUGGCUCGCUUUCCCGAGACCAUCGCAGGCUCUGAAGCACCCUCCCUGGCCACUGUGGCUGGUACCUGUGUGGACCAUGCCAUGGUCCCCCCUGGGGGCGAAGAGCCCCGCAUGCAUUGCACAGUCGACGGCGAGUGGUUGGUGCCCAUCGGUCAGUGCCUGUGCCAGGCGGGUUACGAGAAGGUGGAAGACGCCUGCCAGGCUUGCUCGCCUGGAUUCUUCAAGUCUGAGGCCUCCGAGAGCUCCUGUUUGGAGUGCCCUGCACACACCCUGCUCUCCCCGGAGGGGGCCACGUACUGUGAGUGUGAGGAAGGCUACUUCCGGGCACCGCAGGACCUGCUGUCAGUGCCCUGCACAGGCCCGCCCUCUCCCCCAAACUACCUCACGGCUGUGGGCAUGGGUGCCAAAGUGGAGCUGCGCUGGAUGCCACCCCUGGACAACGGGGGUCGCCAGGACAUCACCUAUAAGGUCACCUGCGAACAGUGUCUGCCCGAGUCAGGCGAGUGCCGGCCCUGCGAGGCCAGCGUGCGCUACUCCGAGUCACCGCACAUGCUGACCCGCACCAGCGUGACAGUCAGUGACCUGGAGCCCCACAUGAACUACACCUUUGCCGUAGAGGCCCGCAACGGUGUCUCGGAGCUGGUGGCCACCCGCAGCUUCCGCACUGCCAGCGUCAGCAUCAACCAGACAGAGCCCCCCAAGGUGAAGCUGGAGGGCCGUGGCACCACCUCGCUGAGCGUGUCCUGGAGCAUCCCCCUGCCACAGCAGAGCCGCGUGUGGAAGUACGAGGUCACCUACCGCAAGAAGGGGGACUCCAACAGCUACAACGUACGCCGCACUGAGGGCUUCUCCGUGACCCUGGACGACCUGGCUCCGGACACGACCUACCUGGUCCAAGUGCAGGCGCUGACACAGGAGGGCCAGGGCGCCGGCAGCAAGGUGCACGAGUUCCAGACGCUAUCCACAGAAGGAUCUGCCAACCUGGCGGUGAUCGGCGGAGUGGCCUUCGGCAUUGUCUUGCUUCUGGUGCUGGCAGGAAUCGGCUUGUUCCUCCACCGAAGGAGGAAGAGCCUGCGGACCCGCCAGUCCUCGGAGGAUGUUUACUUCUCCAAGUCAGAACAACUGAAGCCCCUGAAGACAUAUGUGGACCCACACACAUAUGAAGACCCCAACCAGGCUGUGCUCAAGUUCACCACCGAGAUCCACCCAUCCUGUGUCACGCGGCAGAAGGUGAUCGGAGCAGGAGAGUUUGGGGAGGUGUACAAGGGGACGCUGAAGGCAUCAGGGAAGAAGGAGGUACCGGUGGCCAUCAAGACGCUGAAAGCUGGCUACACAGAGAAGCAGCGUGUGGACUUCCUCAGUGAAGCCAGCAUCAUGGGCCAGUUCAGCCACCACAACAUCAUCCGCCUGGAGGGCGUUGUCUCCAAAUGUGAGGCUUGUCACCAGAGGUGGGGGUGGGGGGCCCUUGGGGGCCUGACCCACAGGGGGAUGGAGAGGGCCUGCCCACUAGGGCCACCAAACAGGGGCUCUCUCCAUAGCUGUGCCUGCCACCCACACCCACAGCUGUGCCCCCCAUCUGUGCCAUCCCCUUACAUCUCCCCGCCCCCUGCAGACAAGCCCAUGAUGAUCAUCACUGAAUACAUGGAGAAUGGGGCUCUGGACAAGUUCCUUCGGGAGAAGGAUGGCGAGUUCUGCGUGCUGCAGCUGGUGGGCAUGCUGCGGGGCAUUGCGGCAGGCAUGAAGUACCUGGCCAACAUGAACUAUGUCCACCGCGACCUGGCCGCCCGCAACAUCCUCGUCAACAGCAACCUGGUCUGCAAGGUGUCUGACUUCGGCUUGUCCCGUGUGCUGGAGGACGACCCCGAGGCCACCUACACCACCAGUGGUGGCAAGAUCCCCAUCCGCUGGACCGCCCCGGAGGCCAUUUCCUACCGCAAGUUCACCUCGGCCAGCGACGUGUGGAGUUACGGCAUUGUCAUGUGGGAGGUGAUGACGUACGGCGAGCGGCCCUACUGGGAGCUGUCGAACCAUGAGGUGAUGAAAGCCAUCAACGAAGGCUUCCGGCUGCCCACACCCAUGGAGUGCCCCUCCGCCAUCUACCAGCUCAUGAUGCAGUGCUGGCAGCAGGAGCGGGCCCGCCGCCCCAAGUUCGCCGACAUCGUCAGCAUCCUGGACAAGCUCAUCCGAGCUCCCGACUCCCUCAAGACCCUGGCUGACUUUGACCCCCGGGUGUCCAUCCGGCUGCCCAGCACCAGCGGCUCGGAGGGGGUGCCCUUCCGCACGGUGUCCGAGUGGCUCGAGUCCAUCAAAAUGCAGCAGUACACAGAGCACUUCCUGGCGGCCGGCUACACUGCCAUCGAGAAGGUGGUACAGAUGACGAGCGAUGACAUCAAGAAGAUCGGGGUGCGGCUGCCCGGCCACCAGAAGCGCAUCGCCUACAGCCUGCUGGGACUCAAGGACCAAGUGAACACAGUGGGGAUCCCCAUCUGAGCUCCGACCGGCCUUGCACUCCUAGGCAGAGAAUACUUGAAGAAACAGCGGCCUCCCUGCCAGCCCCGUGCCUGGCCACUAGGGACCUUAUUUAUUUCUAGUUGUUUUUUACCGAUGCCACUUGAGGCCUUCGCUGGACGGUUCUCGGACGACACCUUGGCCUGAACUGAGGAGAUGCUCAGGGAUCCCGGGUUGGGGGUGCUUCGCCCACAAAGGACAGUCAGCCAAGCACUUAGUAGGCACCACCGUGUUCCUAGCAUCGGGGGCAGGAGCCCUGCCACGCCCUUGAGACAUACAUGGGGGACAUUUCCAAACUGACCUCCCUUUCCCUGUCUCAGGAGGUAGGGGGGUUACCCAGUGGCCGCGGGAACAGGGUACCUCAAGCUCCACCCACUCACGAGAAGAGGCUAGACCCGCCGACUCAGCUGGGAGAGACCCAAAGGCGUUCGUUCUCCCAGGCUCCUGUGCCUUCUGCAGACCCGGCCCUGUCCUCAGCCCCCAGGGCCCGAACUCUUGCUUCCCCAGGGCCCUCAAAGGAUGCUUGGUUGUGCUGAGGUUUUUUAGAUAUAUAUUUUGUACUUUGUGGAAAGAAUGUGUGUGUGAUAGGGGCCCGGCUAGGGCCUGGGGCAGAGGAAGGCCCGUGUCAGACAUUCCCAGGCGGGGGGCUGGUCCAUCCAUCGCUCGCCUCUCUAGACAGCGUUCAUGACUCCGUCAGUGUUAAUGAUUUUGUUUUGUUGGAAA
Molecule: messenger RNA, 3912 nt
Organism: Molossus molossus (Pallas's mastiff bat)
Lineage: Eukaryota; Metazoa; Chordata; Mammalia; Chiroptera; Molossidae
Gene: EPHA2
Product: EPH receptor A2
Exons: 16
Coding region: 64-3171 (1035 amino acids)
Biological process (GO): axon guidance; protein phosphorylation; cell surface receptor protein tyrosine kinase signaling pathway
Cellular component (GO): neuron projection; plasma membrane
Molecular function (GO): transmembrane-ephrin receptor activity; ATP binding; protein binding
Source: RefSeq, a predicted model, not a curated record